Hirsutella rhossiliensis is the source of this 1026-nucleotide messenger RNA. RefSeq lists its product as uncharacterized. The record is from RefSeq and is a predicted model, not a curated record. The transcript is spliced from 2 exons. Bases 1 to 1026 code for a protein of 341 amino acids. NCBI's taxonomy places the organism in Eukaryota, Fungi, Ascomycota, Sordariomycetes, Hypocreales, Ophiocordycipitaceae.
AUGCCGGCCCUUACCCGGUGGCUCAUGUCGCCUCGCAAUGUCUGCCUCGGCGUCGUCUUGGCCCUCAUUCUAACCGUCACAUUGCUCUACAAACAAUCUGGCGUAGUCCUCCCCCAGGUUACCUUUGGAUACGCCUCACAGCCGCCCGUGGACAAGUCCAAAGUCGCCCUGCUCGUCGAAGACCGGCCGCAGCCGCUUCUCGCCCCUACGCUGCUGCACUUCAUAUAUGCCUUACCACCGGACUGGCACUUCCGCUUCAUGGGCUCCCAAGCCUCCGUUGCGCACGUGAACAAGUCGGCCGCAAUCCGCGAGCAAGUCCGCGCCGGGAAGCUCGACCUCACCUAUAUCCCCUCGAACCUCAGCACCGCCGGCCAAGAGAUGAUCAGCCGCUUCCUCACAACAUUGUGGCUCUACGAGACGGUCCUGCAGCCUGCAGAGAUGUUACUCGUCUUCCAGUCCGACUCGAUGGUAUGCGCCAACAGUAAGCACAACAUGGACGAGUACAUCCAGUACGACUGGGUCGGCGCCCCGUGGAACCCUGCGGGACGUUGGGGCGGCAACGGCGGUCUGUCCAUCCGCCGUGUGAGCCGCAUCAUCGACAUACUCCGUAAUCAGAAGCGCAUCGAAAACUCUGAGCCCGAGGACGUCUGGCUCUCUGAACGGCUCGGCCACCACCCCCAAGGCCGAGUCGCUAGCGGGCCAGUCUCCUUGGCCUUUUCCGGCGAAUUGAACAGCGGAGAGCCUGAGCAAGUUCUGGGCCCCUCAGGUAGUCAACAUGAUAACAAAUCCCACUCGCUGCCCAAGGUCGGCCGUCCUAGCGAGUAUAUCAAGGGAAUCGACGACUGGAGGGAUGGACAUUACGAGCCCAUGGGCUAUCAUAUUGGCGGUGCCAAUUACCUAUCCGGCUCAAUAUGGGGCACGCCGGAGAAGAGAGAGCACAUCUGGAAAUAUUGCCCAGAAGUAAAGAUGAUUGUACAGACGGACAUGGCGGAUUACGUGCCAGGAAAUUGUCAUAGCGAAUGGUAA